AUGUCGGAACAACCUCGCAUGCCCGACGGCUCGGUGCUGGGUGAGUCCUGGGUGAUGGCGUCUACGGCCUCAAUCCAAGAUGGAGACCAGAAAACAGCUUCAUCAAUCCUAGAACAGAACUCGAAGGACUCGAAGGAGCCGACGAGUCCAACUCCUCAGCCGAGAUCUAGACCCGCGCGAAACAAGGACAAUGAUACGACCGCAGAAUCAACAUCGUCGCUGACGUCCUCAUCAUGGACCGUAUCAGGCCCCGAGCUUAUAAUGCCCUCCAUUUACGAGGUCCCCAUUUCCGAAGCAUCAUGGGUUGCACCUGCUAUUCGCUCGAAAGACCAAGCUUCCAUGAGGAAGCGAGGCAAACCACCAAGUCAAGAAAAACAACCCAGUACUGCGCCUGGGAUCCCAGACGCUGGCUCGUUUAUCCCAAUACCGCAACAACCACGAAGCUUGAUCGCAAAGCUCACAACAUUCUGUGGAGGCCAAACAACCCUCCGUACAGCACUGAACGGCCUUCUUAUCGCUUUCAUCUGUCAUCUAUUAGUCCUCCCCGAGAUCAUCUAUCAAUUCCAAGACCUCUGCCAUUUCCCCACCGUGAAAGACACAUAUCCAGAUAGCUGCGUUCAACUCAAACCACGAAGCCACCCCUUCUACCCAUCAGCCAAUCCCGUCACCUCCCCCGAGGAAACCAUCACGACUUCCCAACAAGACCUCGAGUCCAUCUUUGAUACCGUCCUCCAAACACUCUCUCCUCUCACAAAUACCCUCAAAGAAAGCGAGUCCAUGCUUCACGACCUACAAGAAAAACUCCAGUCCACCUUCCCAGACGUGCGCAAUGCCCUCGAUCUCGAAUUCCGAGGAAGCGACCAGGCUCUUCGCGCCGCAGCCUGGGAAUUCGACUCAUUGCGUGCCGACCUCCGCUCCGCCGUCGAUAGCCUCCUCUCCUCUCCACCCACCCAGGAGCUGAAAGGAUCUGCCUCGAUUGCACGCGACACGCGCCUCGCAGCUCAGAUCCGCCGACGCGCAGAGUACCUCGAUCGACUACGCGCUCAGAUCCGUACCAAAGCCGACUCACUGGGCACGCGAUUCAGCACAUUGGACGACCACCUCGAGGCUGUGGACGGCAUUGUCACACGGCAAGAACGCAAGGGCUCACUUCUGGCCGCGGCGUCUGGUGGAGUCGCAGCAGGAGCAGGAGGGGGCGACGGGACGGGCUUGUACGCAGUUCUGAACUCAUUAUCAGACUAUGCCUCUUUCGGAUCGCGAGUUUGGUCGCGAUCGAUAGGUGACUCGUCAGCUCCUGGGCCAAACUCUGAUGGUGACAGGGACAGAAAGCCCAAUCCGCAACCUGUCACAACCCUUGCGUUGGUCAGGCUUGCGGCGACGCACCAUCGCCCCGUGGCUGAUGCGGUGGCAGGCCUGUCACGACAAUUGCGGGAUGUUCAGCGUGCUCGGUCGGGCCCCACUUGGUAA
Messenger RNA from Penicillium longicatenatum, 1467 nucleotides. RefSeq lists its product as uncharacterized. Bases 1 to 1467 code for a protein of 488 amino acids. The transcript has a single exon. The record is from RefSeq and is a predicted model, not a curated record. NCBI's taxonomy places the organism in Eukaryota, Fungi, Ascomycota, Eurotiomycetes, Eurotiales, Aspergillaceae.